Cooperia oncophora is the source of this 549-nucleotide messenger RNA. The record is from the annotation of a GenBank genome assembly. Lineage: Eukaryota; Metazoa; Nematoda; Chromadorea; Rhabditida; Trichostrongylidae.
AUGCUUUUUCAGGUGUCCGACAUCGCUAAAUAUGCUGAUUCGGUGAUGAUGUGCUUUUCAAAAGGUCUCGGUGCACCCGUCGGUUCUAUACUCGUUGGAUCAAAGAGCAUUUAUCGACAAGGCACGGCGGAGUCGAAAGGUUUUCUACACUUUUCUUCUCCGAAACAUGCUGUGGGUGGUGGUUGGCGACAAGCUGGGGUACUGGCGGCCGCGGCCCAUGUGGCUCUUGACAACGCCGAGACGACCAUUAGAAGGGAUCAUGCCAACGCACAGAAACUUGUUUCUGGUAUCAAUGCUAUAACACCGGAUGAACUCAAAAAGACAAUCCAAGCUUCAGAUGUCGGAAUCACGAACAUGGUUAUAUUGAAAUGUAGCAACGGAGUAUCCCCAGCACAAGUACAAAAGUUCUUCGAAAGCCGUGGAGUGCUGAUGAUGACUUUUGAUGCGACGCGAGUACGUAUUGUUCUGAACUGGGGUGUUACCGAAGAAGAUGUGGAAAAGGUGCUAGACCACUACAAAGAUUUCAUUAAUUCGUUGAGCAAGUCUUAG